CCGGCCUAUCCGGGUGCAAUGGCAGCGCAUUUUCCGCCAGAUAGACACGAGGAGACGAAGGGUUGGUCUCUUUUUCUGUCUCCGGAUCCACUGCAAUCACACGAUUCAGAACAACCGUGCUUGCAAGGUCCCACACCUAGAAGGAAAAACCAAUGCCAGCGGUCAGCUGCUGAAUCGCACAGUGACGAGCCUAGCGGCUGAGUUUACUUCAUCUCGCAGUUUCCGGAAUAGCGUUGUCCAAAAUAUCGGAUGUACUCCGGAAUUUCGCAGCUGUGGUGCGUGAGCUGCUAUCAUAUCCGCAAAUUCAGUCUCCUGCUCGGCCAUCCCGACAACAAGUGCGUGCAGUUAAGUGAUCUUCGCUUCCCACAGGAACAUACGAAAAAGACACGCCUAAAUAACUGCUGAUAUGCAGAAUUUUGAAAAAUAAUAAGGCGAAAAGCAAAAAAAUUAUUUGUACAUAGUGGAUCCGGCCGCGGCUUGCAAAGCUUCAAAAGUGUAAAAUACUUGAGUCGGUUAUCAUUGAGCAGCAGGCCAAAUCGCUUUUCGCUUCAGCUGUUCGGCUUCGGACACUGACUUGAGAACGAUGAACUCAACGAAUAUGCGUUUAGUGGUUACAACUUUACGGCGGGCAAGUCCGUUGUGACUUUUAUUGCACUUUUAGUUUUUCCGAAAGUGAGGCAGAAUUCUGAAGAAAUUAUCUUUUCCAGCAGUCUAGCACUCUAGCAUUUUGAUUUACGCUGGUAUCACAAUAUCAUUCCUAGUUUUUAACGAAAGUGAUAAGUAGUCUGAAGUGUUUGGAAGCACGGCAGGCUCCCAGUCCCGCGUAUGGUGUUUUAAAAGGUUUAGUUCCUGGGUUUUUUUUUGUUUUCUGCCUCAUACGAUGGAUGGCCGACUCACUGGAUGUUCCUAUUUGUAUGAAGAUUGAUUUCUUUCUCGCUUGUUGAAAGAGUGUGUUCCCUGCUAAAAUGCACAUUAAGGAAAUAACUCUGCAUGGCUUCAAAUCGUAUGGAGCGAAGACAAAGAUCGCUGGUUUUGAUCCUCAUUUCAAUGCAAUCACGGGUCUAAACGGUUGUGGAAAAUCAAACAUAUUAGAUGCCAUAUGCUUCCUUCUCGGCCAAAAUGCCCCUACUCAGUUUCGUGUGGGGAAUUUGCAAGAACUGGUGUACAAAAAGGGAGCUGGCGGGAUUUCCUUUGCAUCCGUUGCCAUCGUCUUCGACAAUUCAGAUCAGCGCCAGACUCCGCUCACCUAUUCCAAAUUCAAGGAAAUCACAGUGGAACGAAAAAUCCAGCUUGGAGCGCAGGGAAAGAGCAAAUACACCAUUAACGGAGCCAAUGCCACCUUGACGCAAGUGCAGGAUAUGUUCCGCUCGGUGCAGUUGAAUAUUCAGAAUCCGCAUUUCUUGAUCAUGCAAGGACGCAUCGUCAAAGUGCUCAGCAUGAAGCCCGAGGAGAUUUGGAAAAUGGUGGAGGAGGCCGCUGGCACGAUGGUUUACAUGACCAAACGGGACAACACUCUGAAGAUGGUCAACGGUAAGCAGAAAAGAAUUGCAGAAGUGGACGAUGUCAUCCAGAAUACGAUCAAUCCUAAAAUGAAGCGGCUGGAUGUCACUCGGCAAAACAAUCUGGAAUACAACCGCAUAAAUCGAGAAAUUGAUAAGAAGGAGCUUCGCAAGGCUGCCGCUGACACCUGGAAAUUGAAAGAACAAGCUACCAGAGCCCGAAAUAAGAGAAAUGAAUGUAAAGCAUCGGAAAAGGAACUGGACGAGAAGAUUAAAACUGAUGAAGGAAAAUUGGUGGCUAUGUCAGAAGAAAUUCAGCAGAUGGAGAGCGAUCAAAAUCAUAACGAGGACCUGAAUCGAUUAGAAGAACGCUCCAAUCAGGCUCGCAGAAAAGUUGUGGAGCUUCAGUCUGCUAUUGAAUCCAACCAGAAUUUGAUUACUGAGGAACUUAAUGCCAUUGCCGAAAAUAAACGCGAGAUUAGCAAUAAGCAGGCGGGAUUAGCGGCGGCUGAGGCAGAUCUUAACACAGCUAAAGAGAGUUACGCAAAGGAUAUCGCGCGGAAAGCGGAAUUGGAAAGGGAAGUUCAACGGGCCCAGCAAGCCCUAGCCGUUAUUGUUACAGGAGUUGGUGGGGAAGAGAAUGCAGAGUUUGGAUGGAAAAAUCAGUGUCAGGCGGCAGAGCGAGAACUGAAUGAGCUAGAGCGGAAUAUGAACAUUAAGAAAGGCACAUUGGAGAAUUUGAAGAGGCAGCUGGUCGGAACCAAUCAAAAUCGGCAACGACUACAGCGGGAACAUGCAGCGCUCAUGGAUCAGCUGAAAGGUCUGGAUGAACAAGUGAAGCUCCUAGAAGCCCAGCUGGAAGCUUCGCCCCAAGUUGAUCGCGAGCAGAUGGCGGCGUUGCGCGAGAAUCAACGGCGUUUACUGGGGGAAAAGGCUACUGUGGAACAGCAGAUGGGUAACUUGGACGGAGAGAUGCGAAGCUUUCAUCUGCAGUAUCAGCGACCUCGAAAUUUUGAUGAGAGAAAGUAUUAUGGAGCUGUGGCUACGUUGUUCAAGGUGUCCGACAAGACCAGAUUUUUAGCAGCCAUUGAUGCAGCCACAGGUGGAAGGAAGUUUAAUUUUGCGGUUGAAGAUGAUAUUACUGCUAAGUCUUUGCUGACUGAAGGACAGAUCCGUCGUCGGGUGACCAUUCUGCCGCUAAACAGAAUGCGCGGUCCGUCCAUUAGUGAUGCCGAAAUGGAACGUAUUCGGAAAAAAGUGGGUGCUCAUAAAGUCUGGACUGCUCUACAGUUGGUGGAAUACGACCAAAAAUUCCAGAGCGUCAUGCAAUAUGCUAUGGGUUCGUACGUUGUGUGCAGCGAUCUCGACACUGCCAAUAAGGUCGCUUUUGAUCCAUCCUUGGGUAAACAUUGUGUGACAUUGGAUGGUGAUACGGUGAAUCCAGACGGGAUUAUGUCCGGUGGAACGCGGACGGCGUUGGACAGACUGCCACUUAACCACAUCGCCAAAUAUACGGAACUGAGAGAAAGGCUUGACGAAAUUCAGAGACAGUUGAGGGAGAUUGAUCAGCAGACUAAGGAAUUGGAUCAGCAGGACGGAAAACGAAGAGAGCUGGAAACGAAGCUCCAUGAGAAGCGCAACGAAUGGAACGCUUUGAAUCACAAAUGUGAUCAGAACAGUGAAUUACGUAAUUUGCGUGAAGCCGACCGCAUGCGGGAAGAUGCAGAGAAACUGCAGACCGAAUUGGAUCAAGGCGACAGGCGCAGUGAAGAGUUACGUGCUAAAGUGAAUGAUCUGAGAGCGAAAUUAAACGACAAGAAUGCUGGCGAAAAAGAAAAACGGGACGCUGAGAAACACGAAGCCAGAUGUCGAGAAAACGUUCGCAAACACGAGGCCGAAAUGGCGAAAACCACGGAAAAGGAGGCAGAAAAGCAGGCAUCUGUUGAUGAUAUCAGAAAAUCCAUUCUGGAUUUGGAAGCUGAAAUUGUGAAUCGGCAAGCGGCAAUCAAAACUUAUGAAGGCGUAAUUGACGGAAAACAGACCACUCUCGUCAAUGCCAAUGAAAUUUAUAGUCGCGAUCAAGCUGCUUAUACGCAGAUGCGCAAUGAAAUGCUCAGAAAGACAGGCGCGAAUUGGAAAAAGCCAUCAGCGCGAGAAAAAGCCAAUCUGGAAAAGACGAAGAAGCUUAGUGCUUCUUGUAAAGAAGACUUGAAGAAAAUCGAAACUUUGUUGAACGAGGAAAUGUUCAAGCAGUUCCCCUGGUUGGCUGACGAGUAUGAUAAACUCGGUACCGCAGAAUCAGCUUAUGCUGGAAUUGAAAAUGAGGAUCCCGCUGAAUUGGCUGCGGAAAUCGAGGGCAUUAAGAAAAGGAAAACGGAACUUCAGCGACAAGGAGGAACGGAGCAGCAUCUAGAUUACGAUCAGAUUGAGCGCCAGUAUGAGGAGUUGUUGAAGAAGAACGAUUUGUGCAAGGCAGAUAAAAAACGUCUGGAGGAAAUCAUUGAGCAGUUAGAUCUGAAAAAACAGCAUCUUAUUGAAUUGGCUGUACAUGAAGUGAACAAGCACUUCGGAGCGAUCUUUAAGACUCUUUUACCGAAUGCGGACUGCAAACUUGAACGAGAGGUGGAUGAAGACAACAACCUUAUUGAAUCGUUACGAAUUCGUGUGGCUUUGGGUAAUAUGUGGAAGGAAUCCUUAUCGGAACUGAGUGGUGGACAGAGAUCACUGGUAGCUUUGUCGUUGAUUUUGGCGAUGCUCAAAAUGAAUCCCGCUCCAAUCUAUAUUCUGGAUGAGAUCGAUGCCGCUCUGGAUUUGAGCCACACUCAUAAUGUUGGUCGGAUGAUCCGGAAGUAUUUCAAACAAUCUCAGUUUAUCAUCGUCUCCCUCAAGGAGGGUAUGUUCAAUAAUGCCAACGUUCUCUAUCGCGUUACAUUCGGGGAUGGUGUAUCACAAGUGGAACGUCGUGCCAAACCUGGGGCCAAACAGUAUGGCUGAGAACGAUGAUUCGGAGGAGGAGUGAUUUCCCUCUCUUGUUUCUUGAAAGUUUACAUGUACAUGUAGUCUCACUUGUUUUGUUGUUUUCUUAUUAUUUAUGCUCCUUUUGCCGUUCCUUUCCUCUGCUAUUUGUUUUUAUUGCUGGUUUUUAAAUAAUAUGCGUUGGAAAAGUCGUGUGCCGACGUAGCAAAGGGCGGAAAUAAUAAAUGCCGCAGUAUGGUGUAACCUGUAGACCGUAGUUGACUUUGGACACUUG
Molecule: messenger RNA, 4749 nt
Organism: Paramacrobiotus metropolitanus
Lineage: Eukaryota; Metazoa; Tardigrada; Eutardigrada; Parachela; Macrobiotidae
Product: structural maintenance of chromosomes protein 2-like
Biological process (GO): chromosome organization
Cellular component (GO): chromosome
Molecular function (GO): protein binding; ATP hydrolysis activity; ATP binding
Source: RefSeq, a predicted model, not a curated record